ACUUGAUACAAGCUCUUGAGUCCUGAGGAGACCUACCCAUCUGAUUCUUUCCAGGCCAACCAACCUUCAUUUCUGUUCUGCCACGUCAGAUCUCUCCCAACUUGCCAUGUUAGUAUACCGUCUUGCCUUCCCGAGGUACCAAAUAUAAAUAAUCCCCAUAGGCUCCUUCAACAAUGCCCCUCCUGUGUGUGAUCAAAGUCCAACCCCUUUGUUUCUCUUAGUAGACCCAGUAGAGAAACAGCCCAGUAUUGUAGACCGAUAUUUCUGCCAGUAGGUAACACUCCCUCCUGAUAUUUUGGAGUCUCAGUACAAGCAGGGUGAAUUUGUACCGACAUACUGUAAAACAGCAUUAGUCCAAAUUAGCAGUGAUGCCGAUGGCGGCCGGGAUAGCAUCGCCGAAGGAUCCAGCUGCUCGUCCUCCAGUGAGUCCCACAGUGGUUCCCGUACAAACGCCGCCUAUGAUGGUGACUGACGCUUUCGCUAAGGAUGCAAUUCUUGCCUGGUUUCGCGGGGAAUUCGCAGCUGCCAACGCGAUAAUCGAUGCGCUUUGCAGUCACUUGGCGCAGCUCAGCGGAGGACCAGGAUCCGAUUACGAGUCUUUAUUUGCGGCCAUACAUCGGAGGAGGCUGAACUGGAUCCCGGUGCUCCAGAUGCAGAAAUAUCACACGAUUGCUGGCGUUGCAGCGGAGCUGAAGCGAGUGGUGGAGAAGAAAUUUCAUGAAAAUGAUGGUCAAAGUGAAAAGAAGAGUGAGGUGGUAUUGAAGGAUGUAUGUUUGGUUGAGGAGGAGAAAAUUGACGAGCAAUUGACUGAAAGUAUGGGAACUGUUGUUGAUGAUGUUGGCUAUGGAGGCGAGGUUGUCGAAGAGGAAGAGGAUUCGCCUGAUAGUGAUAUUACUGAUUCAGGAUCUCAAGAAGUGCUGCCCACUAGAGAGAACAUUGACAUUUGUUCCAACCAUGAAGAUUGCAAUUUACGUCCGGAUCAAAUCAAGUUGACAAAAGGUUUCACUGCAAAGGAACAAGUGAAAGGGCACAUGGUGAAUGUUGUGAAAGGUUUAAAGUUAUAUGAGGACGUUUUCACUGAUUCUGAGCUGUCUAAGUUAACCGACUUCGUUAAUGAACUCCGAGUUGCUGGUCAAAAUGGGGAGCUUGCAGGAGAGACUUUUAUUUUAUUCAACAAGCAGGUAAAGGGAAACAAGAGAGAGUUGAUUCAGCUUGGCGUUCCUAUCUUUGGACAUAUAAAGGAGGAAGCUACAAGUGACAACCAAACAAGUAAUAUAGAACCAAUUCCAGCACUUCUCCAAGACGUCAUCAAUCAUCUGGUUCAGUGGCAACUAAUACCAGAAUAUAAAAAACCAAAUGCUUGUAUCAUCCAUUUCUUUGAUGAGCAUGAACAUUCACAGCCUUUUCAAAAGCCACCGCAUUUGGACCAACCAAUCUCUACUCUUCUCCUAUCUGAAUCGACAAUGGCUUUUGGACGUACUCUUGUGAGUGACAACGAUGGGAAUUAUAGAGGUCCACUCAUGCUUUCAUUAAAAGAAGGGUCUCUUUUAGUAAUGAGGGGAAACAGUGCUGAUAUGGCAAGGCAUGUCAUGUGCCCAUCUCCAAACAUAAGGGUCAGCAUCACAUUCUUCAAAGUUCGCCCGGAUGCCAAUCAAGGCCAGUCGCCACCAACUAGUCCCAUGGCCGGUGCAAUGACCCUAUGGCAACCCAACAUACCAAGUCCCUAUGCGAUGCCUAAUGGAGCUCUGGGAGGGUACGAAGCAAUGGAUGCAAUGACCAAGUGGGGAGUCCUUCGUACCCCGGUGGUCAUGCUAGCUCCUGUGCGCCCUAUGGUGUUGAAUCCAAAAAGGAUCCCUAGUGGUGGAACUGGGGUUUUCUUGCCCUGGAAUGUAGGAUCAAGAAAGCCUGCAAAGCAUCUUCCACCCCGUGCCCAAAAAGGGCGGCUACUCACAUUUCCUUCCAUUGAAACGCACAUAACAGAUUCUGCUUCUGAAACAGGCGUCAUUGUUGAGGCAAAAUUGGCAGGAUAGCCUGAGGCAGCCCUGGGGCCUACGCAGAGAAAGUCAACUAUUGGUACGAAUUGUACAAUUCUUGCUAGCUUGCCAUUAGACAAUUGGGGCCUGAAGUGCUGUCAACCAAGUUUGUCAUAUCAAUUCCACACUCUCCCCUCAGUAGAUCAAGUUCUAGUGUUGGUCAGUACGCAAAUCUCUGAUGCCAAUGAUGUAGGCCUCUAGGAAUAGUUGGGCUAUAUGUCUGCAGAGUGUGAAUUAGCUCUUCCAGAGGGCAGAAUUUUGUAUUAAAAAGUUUUUCAUAUUUAAUAUUUUUCAUUGACA
Molecule: messenger RNA, 2333 nt
Organism: Manihot esculenta (cassava)
Lineage: Eukaryota; Viridiplantae; Streptophyta; Magnoliopsida; Malpighiales; Euphorbiaceae
Product: RNA demethylase ALKBH10B
Exons: 7
Coding region: 369-2030 (553 amino acids)
Biological process (GO): mRNA catabolic process
Molecular function (GO): demethylase activity; mRNA binding
Source: RefSeq, a predicted model, not a curated record